Molecule: messenger RNA, 2152 nt
Organism: Oncorhynchus mykiss (rainbow trout)
Lineage: Eukaryota; Metazoa; Chordata; Actinopteri; Salmoniformes; Salmonidae
Product: bromodomain-containing protein 7
Biological process (GO): regulation of transcription by RNA polymerase II
Cellular component (GO): nucleus
Source: RefSeq, a predicted model, not a curated record
UACAAAUAAACAUUGCACAUGGUGAUAAAAUAAUGUGAUUUUACCUCCAGCCGACAUGCGGCGCUGCACCAAACAAGCACGCUGCAAUCGAUUGCUAUCCCUUCCAGGAGAGAAAACAAAGAAUAACAUUGUUGUUACCUAGCGUAAAGAUUCAAAACAUAUAAAUAAUGGUCAAGAAACAUAAAAAGCACAAGUCUGAAAAAUAUGAAGAGUACGGGGAGAGACCACUUAAAUUGGUUCUCAAGGUUGCUGGAAAUGAAGUGACGACUGGAAGCUCGAGCUUUGAAAACACAUUUGAUGAACAUCCAGAUUUAGAGAAACACAAGGACAAGAAAAAGAAGAAAAGGGAUAAGGAAAGGAUCGAUACCAUGUCACCAGUUGAUGACAAGAAAAAUAUGACGACGAAGAAGAAGAAGAAGAAGGGACAAGACGCUGAUACAGACUGGGAUGAUAGGGAGGCGAGCAGAACCCCUAUCCAUUCUGAUCUGGCAUCCUCCUUGAGUAAAGUGGAAGAGAAAGAACUGACCCCACUGCAGGAAGCCUUGAGUCAACUCAUCAGACAGCUCCAAAGGAAAGACCCAAGUGCGUUUUUCUCGUUCCCUGUGACUGACCUUAUCGCUCCUGGCUACUCCACGAUCAUCAAGCGGCCCAUGGACUUCGGCGCAAUGAAGGAGAAAGUCAAGAAUGAGUAUUACCAGUCACUAGAGGAGCUUAAGGAGGACUUCAGGAUCAUGUGUGAGAAUGCUAUGAUCUACAACAAGCCAGAGACCAUUUACCACAAAGCUGCCAGGAAGUUGCUCCACUCUGGCAUGAAGAUUCUCCGCCCGGAGAGGCUUGAGAGCCUGAGGCAGAGUAUUGAGUUCAUGGCUGACCUAGAGAACCCAGCCAACCAGUCAAGUAAGACUGGAGAGGUGGGGAACUCGAGCAUGGACCAGUGUAAAGACGGCCCCAGCCCCACAGAUCCUAGCGAGACUACCCAGUCUGCACCAAACACUCCCAGGAAAGACAACGACUCCAAAGACGAAGUGUCCAAGGUUGUCAGUCAGGCAGAGAAGGAGCUUGAGGAGAUCCGCAAGCUCAUUGACGAUUCGGGAGGCAAAUUGUCCAACAGAGGGCUGGAGAGUGAGCUGGACUUUGAGAGGAGAAAGUCUGAUGGUUCCACCACACUGGCAAUCCUGAACCCAGUCGACCUUGUGGCUGGAGAUGUGGGCUACUGCCCUGUGAAGCUGGGCAUGAUGUCCAACCGGCUGCAGAGUGGCAUCAACACCCUGCAGGGCUUUAAGGAGGACAAGAGGAACAUGGUCACACCAGUAUCGUACAUGAACUAUGGGCCGUACACCUCCUACGCGCCCGCCUACGACUCGAGCUUCGCCAACAUCGGGAAAGAGGACACUGACCUGAUCUACUCCUUCUAUGGAGAGGAAGCCAGCCUCCAGGGAUCUGAGAGCCUCUCGGAGUUCCUGUCCAAAUCGGAGGAGCACAUGUACAAACUGGCAGACAACCUCCUGGACGCGUUGACUAACGGGGAGCACUCCAAAACCCUGAGAGAGACCCGUCCAGAUGAGCAAGGGCCAACAGAAUCCUCUGAGACUGGAGACAAGGACAUGGAGGUGGUUGAACCCGAAGCCAGCAAGCAGGCUGUAAGCAGGAUAGCCUCCCUGGGCUCUGUGAUUGGCUUGGACUUCCAGAAUCCACCUGACCUCUCUGAGGAGGCCCAACAUUUCCAGCAGAAGUUGGAUGAGACUACAAAGCUCCUCUGCGAGCUGCAGGGAGCGCAGAGGGAACGCUUGAGUGUCAAGCAGCCCCUUAACAUCUGCCUGCUAGCCCCAACCACCAAGGAGCUGCAGCUGGUGGAGAAGGUGACUGGUAACCUGGCCCAACUGACCAGUCAGGUGGCUCCAGGAGAUGUGAGCAGUGUGUACGGGAUCAGGAGGGCCAUGGGCGUUGCUCUGCCCUUAGAGGCAGAUGAACCACUCUUAGACCUCACCACAGUGGAUGCUGAGCCGAUGGAUACCGUGCCUGAAGUUCAGCAGAUUCCAGUCAUCGCAGUAUAAUGGAAUUUCACAGCAACCAUCCUCCUGAUAACAUUUGUAGUGUACAAAAAAAUGUUCUUUGUUUGCAUUUCUUUUAAUAAACCUUUUAUAUUAAGCCA